AUGGCUUCUCUUGCUUUCUCCUGGUCCACCACCACACUCUCCGCCAAGCCGCCGCCGUUGCCACCUCAUCUCCCGACCAAAACCGCCCGUCCCCUCGCCAUCUCAUGCAAAGCCGCUGACGACGACACCGAGACCUCCUCUGACCUAGCAAAACUUGACCGACGAAACCUACUCCUCGGAGCCGGUGGCCUAUCCGGUGCUGCUGCGGCCCACCUUCUCUCCCGCGGUCCCCCGGCCCUGGCCACUCCCAUCACAUCCCCCGACCUCUCCAAAUGCUCCACCGGCACCAACCUCAACACCAAUGAGCCCCUCGACAUAAGCUGCUGCCUCUCUAAUGCCUUCAUCGACUACAAGCUCCCGCCCGUCACCACAAUGCGCGUCCGACCCGCGGCCCACCUUGCCGGGAAGGACUACUUUGCAAAGUACGAAAAAGCCCUUUCUUGCAUGAAGGCUUUACCGGCGGACGACCCACGGAGCUUCAUGCAGCAGGCCAAAAUCCACUGCGCCUACUGCAACUUCGUCUACCCUCAGACGGGCGGGCCCCCGGACUCGAUGCUCCAGAUCCACCACUGCUGGCACUUUUACCCCUUCCACAGAUGGUACCUUUAUUUCUACGAGAGGAUCCUCGGGAAAUUGAUCGACGACCCGACAUUCGCCAUCCCGUUCUGGAAUUGGGACAACCCGGAAGGCAUGAUCAUGCCGGAGGAAUUCACGCGCGAAGGCUCAUCGCUUUCCAACGCACGCCGCAACCCGAAACACCUGCCGCCUGCCCUGGCUGACCUGGCGUACAGCCCCAAGUCACCCACGAGCCAGGACCAGAUCGUCUCCAACAACCUUGCCGAAAUGUACAUCGAGAUGGUGCGCAACGUCUCGCGGCUCGAGGACUUCUACGGCGCGAGGUACGCGGUGGGGACUGCGCCCAACCCGGGCGCGGGGACCGUGGAGCGCGGGUCCCACACGGCGCUGCACAAGUGGGUCGGGGAGGACACGCCGGGUGGGGAGGACAUGGGGAACUUCUACUCUGCGGGUCGGGAGCCGCUCUUCUACAGCCACCACGCCAACAUCGACCGCCUCUGGUCCGUGUGGCGUGGCCUGCAGAAGAAGGGGAAGAAGUGUGGGAAGUCCUUCAAGGACUUCCCGGACGACCCCGACUGGCUCAAGGCUGACUACCUUUUCUUCGACGAGGAGGGGCGGCUCGUGCGUGUGACCAAUGCCGACGCGCUGGACACUGAGCGGAUGGGUUACGUGAACCAGGAGGUGGACAUACCGUGGCUGAACAACAGGCUGAGGCCGCGCAACAAGAAGUCGAAGGUGGCGGCGUCCUCCGGAGCUCCGGCGGCAGCAGGGGUUUUCCCGACGAAGCUUGACAAGGUGGUGAAGGUGGUGGUGGACAGGCCCAAGAAGAAGAGGAGCCAGAAGGAGAAGGAGGAGGAGGAAGAGCUGCUGGUGAUCGAGGGGAUUGAGGUGGACACGGCCAGGUUCGUGAAGUUCGAUGUUUUUGUGAAUGACGAGGAUGAGAAGUCGGACGAGCUGGACAAGGCGGAGUACGCGGGGUGCUACGCGCAGGUCCCUCACAAGAGCUCGAUUAAGGUUAAGACUAAGAUUAGGCUGGGGUUGACGGAGCUGCUGGAGGAUUUGGAAGUGGAGGGUGACGACAAAAUAUUGGUGACAUUGGUGCCCAAGGCCGGGGGUGAGGACAUCACCAUUGGCGGUAUCAAAAUAAUCUAUGCCUCCUAA
Messenger RNA from Striga asiatica, 1737 nucleotides. The record is from the annotation of a GenBank genome assembly. Lineage: Eukaryota; Viridiplantae; Streptophyta; Magnoliopsida; Lamiales; Orobanchaceae.